GCGGCUCCGCAGCGGGACCCGCCGGGGUCGCUCCCCGUGCUGGGCUGCCCGCCCCGGCUGCUGAGGCGAGCGGGGACCGUGAGCGUCCGCCCGCCGGCGGCUCUCGUCACCCGGAGACGGUGUGCCCUAAUCGUGCUUCCAUCAGCCCGGCGGGGGCGUAUAAAGGGAGCGGGCGCGGCGAGGCGGCAGAGCGCGGCUGCCCCCCGCCCGCCGCAGGCCCCAUGCAGCCCGCCAUGAUGAUGUUCUCCAGCAAGUACUGGGCCCGCCGGGGCUUCUCGCUGGACUCGGCCCUGCCGGAGGAGCGCCCCGCCGCCGGCAGCCUCACCCUAAACAGAUCGAGUUCUGGGAAAAAUGAGGAGAAGAAAGGGAAUAAGGGAAAUGGGAAAAGUGAAUCUGCUUCUGAAGGUGGAAAGACAGCUGUGGUGUUUUCCUUGAAGAAUGAAGUUGGUGGAUUGGUGAAAGCUCUCAGACUCUUCCAGGAAAAACAUGUGAGUAUGGUUCAUAUUGAAUCACGAAAAUCAAAGAGAAGGAAUUCAGAGGUGGAAAUUUUUGUGGACUGUGACUGCAGUAAGAAAGAAUUUAAUGAACUAAUCCAGUUGCUCAAGUUUCAAACUAAUAUAGUGUCUCUCAAUCCACCAGAAAACAUCUGGACUGAUGAAGAAGAUCUUGAUUGUGUCCCUUGGUUCCCCAGGAAGAUCUCUGAGUUAGACAAAUGCUCUCAGAGAGUUUUGAUGUAUGGAUCUGAACUGGAUGCUGAUCACCCUGGAUUUAAAGACAAUGUCUAUCGACAGAGAAGAAAGUACUUUGUGGAUGUUGCCAUGAGCUAUAAAUAUGGUCAACCCAUUCCCAGAGUGGAGUAUACAGCUGAAGAAGUUAAAACUUGGGGGGUGGUAUUUAGGGAACUCAGUAAACUGUAUCCCACCCAUGCUUGUCGUGAAUAUUUAAAAAACUUCCCUCUGCUGAGCAAGUACUGUGGAUACAGAGAAGAUAAUGUGCCUCAGUUGGAAGAUGUUUCUAUUUUUCUUAAAGAAAGGUCUGGCUUCACAGUGAGACCAGUUGCUGGAUACCUGUCUCCCCGGGACUUUUUAGCUGGCUUGGCAUACAGAGUCUUUCACUGCACUCAGUACAUACGGCACGGCUCAGACCCCCUCUACACACCUGAACCGGAUACAUGCCAUGAACUCUUGGGACAUGUGCCUCUACUUGCUGAUCCCAAAUUUGCACAGUUUUCACAAGAGAUAGGACUUGCUUCACUGGGAGCAUCUGAUGAAGAUGUUCAGAAAUUAGCCACUUGUUAUUUCUUUACAAUUGAAUUUGGCCUUUGCAAGCAAGAAGGACAGCUGCGUGCUUAUGGGGCAGGACUUCUGUCUUCUAUUGGAGAGUUAAAGCAUGCUCUCUCUGACAAGGCCAAUGUGAAAACAUUUGAUCCAAAGACAACCUGUUUGCAAGAAUGCCUUAUCACUACUUUCCAGGAAGUUUACUUUGUUUCAGAGAGUUUUGAAGAGGCCAAAGAAAAGAUGAGGGACUUCGCCAAAUCAAUCAAUCGUCCCUUCUCUGUGUAUUUCAAUCCAUACACACAAAGCAUUGAGAUUCUGAAGGAUACCAGGAGUAUAGAAAAUGUUGUUCAGGACCUCCGCAGCGAUCUGAAUACUGUAUGUGAUGCUUUAAGUAAAAUGAACAGAUAUUUAGGGAUUUGAUAUGUUCGGCACUGUGAUUUUCUGUCAGUUGCUCUUUCUGUAGCCAGUUACAUCACAUGAGAUGGCUAAUUUAUCAGAGCCAUGAGUUUCCCCUUUAAAGCUUGGCCUGUGGCUUGCAUCAUUGUGUAGCUCUGUCUAACUGUAAUGUGCAGACAAACCAAGGCAAUACUAAUUUGUAAAUGAAAUAUGGAAUGUGGCAGAAUAUAAUAAUCAAUUCUUCAACACAAUGUCAUGUACGAGUAUACCAUUAAAAACUUUCCUGGCAACAGUUUGGUUUCCAUAAAAUGAUUCACUUCAGUGCUUAAGAAAUGGUGUUGCUGAUUUC
Messenger RNA from Oenanthe melanoleuca, 2022 nucleotides. It is a transcript of the gene TPH2, whose product is annotated as tryptophan hydroxylase 2. The coding region runs from base 222 to 1697 and encodes 491 amino acids. Gene Ontology annotation, cellular component: neuron projection. Gene Ontology annotation, molecular function: tryptophan 5-monooxygenase activity; iron ion binding. The transcript is spliced from 11 exons. The record is from RefSeq and is a predicted model, not a curated record. Gene Ontology annotation, biological process: aromatic amino acid metabolic process; serotonin biosynthetic process. Lineage: Eukaryota; Metazoa; Chordata; Aves; Passeriformes; Muscicapidae.